ACAGCAAGUUUUGGCACCCAGCAGAGGGAGGGCGAGAAGCAAAGUGCGGGAAUGUUUUGGGCACUCGGCUUUCGCCGGGACCACUGAGAGCGCGGCGGCGGCAGCGGCAGCGGCAGAGGCAGAUACUGCUUCCUUGUACGGACAGAGGUGUCCAGUUGUUCAACGAGAGCUUCCUCCGCUUUGCGGAGCCCAAUGACCAGCAGCGUCCUGACGGGCAGCCUGGGCGGCGGCAGUAGCAGCGCCGACGAGCCCGUCUUCACGCAGCUCAAACCGGUGAGCCUAAACUCAGAGGAGCAGACGGCGAUGUUCGGGGGCAUGAAGAGUCCUGCGGCGGGGAUACUGGCGGCCGAUGAGCUGGCCCAGACGCGGUGUGAGAUGGAGAAGUACCUGUCCCCCCAGCCACUGCCCGCCCCUGAGUUGAAGAAGUUCCGACGGGACAGUGCCUCAGUAGUGGACGAGUUCUUCCAGGAUGAAAAGCCGUCGCCAUACAGCGUCAACAUCAAUGUGAUUCUGCCUGAUGUCACUCACCUACGCACUGGUCUCUAUAAACCACAAAGGCCAUCCAUGGCUCAGUCCCAUUCAGAAGACGUUAACGCCUUUACCCAGGCAAGCAGGACACUUACGACCCCGUCCCUGCCCGAGUUCACCAGUGUGUUUAACACCGCACAGUCUACAGACGUCAGUGGUGCCUUCAUUAAGCAGGAGCUGCCCUCUCCCGAAAUGCAUUUGCCUGCGAACCCCCAACAAGGUCAGCUUUACCAGCUGCUGAGCUCCCCAGACCUGGUGAGCAUCCCUGGCAAUGAUCCACACACACAAGGUAACUCGCCAUGUAUGGGCAACCUCGCCAGUGCCUCAGUAGCAUCAGGCAUGAACACCCUAGCCACUGGGCAUCCUCAGACAGUAGUGAAGCACUUCCAUUCUAUCUCAGCCAGUACCUAUGCCAUGGCAGCCCAGUUCUUCCAACAGCAGCCCUCGUACCUGCCCCCAUCACCUCCAAACUCUGAGCCUGGGAGCCCCGACAGGCAGCCGGAACUGCUGCAAACCAUGACCCCACCUCCAUCGUACGCCGCUUCCAUUGCCUGCAAGUUGGGGUCACCUGCUCCGACGCGUGCCCUCCCAGCUAAUUUGCAAGCUGCACAGCAGAACAUCUCGCCAGUCAAGUUCAACCGGAGGAAUAAUCCGGAGCUGGAGAAGAGAAGAAUUCAUCACUGUGACUUUCCGGGUUGCUGUAAAGUAUACACCAAAAGUUCACAUUUAAAAGCACACCUGAGAACUCACACCGGUGAGAAACCAUACCAGUGCACCUGGGAAGGCUGUGACUGGAGAUUUGCACGCUCUGAUGAACUGACUCGCCAUUUCCGGAAACACACUGGCGCCAAGCCUUUCCAGUGCUCAGUGUGUAGCCGCAGCUUUUCCCGUUCUGACCACUUAGCCCUGCACAUGAAAAGACACCAGAUCUAGGUCGUGGAUCCACACUGAAUUGGUCCUCCUUCAUCUGAUGUUGCUGUCCUGUCAACACUCCAGGUUGCUGUUUAUGUAAACCUUGCUGCCAGGGCUCCUUUGUUUCAGUCUGGAGUAAAGGAGGUUUCAAUGAAAUGCAUAACUUUAACUUGAGGUUUGAAAACUGGAACUGUGUAUAUUCUGUACAUACUCACUGGGACUUGGGAACUGUGUUGAAUAAGCAAACUUUAUGAAAUUUAUAAUAGAGAUUGAUUGAUAUGAUUAUUUUCGAUUUGCUUUAUGUUAAACUAAGCUCUCAUCCAUUUCAUAGAAGCACUUGCACUACAGUGUAGUUGCUAACAACACACACAAAAAGUACUGGUGAACGCAGCAGGCUAGGCAGCAUCUAUAGGAAGAGGUACAGUCGACGUUUCGGGCCGAGACCCUUCAUCAGGACUAACUGAAAGAAGGGAUAGUAAAUAAUAUUUAUUUACUAUUAUUUUUUUCCCUCUUUUUACUCCCUCUGUCCCUCUCACUAUAACUCCUCGCCCAUCCUCUGGGCUUCCCUCCCCCUUUCUUUCUCCCCAGUCCUCCUGUCCCAUGAUCCUCUCCCUUCUCCAGCCUCCUUUUGCCAAUCAACUUUCCAGCUCUUAGCUCCAUCCCUCCCCCUCCUCUCUUCUCCUAUCAUUUCAGAUCUCCCCCUCCCCCUCCCACUUUCAAAUCUCUUACUAUCUCUUCUUUCAGUUAGUCCUGACGAAAGGUCUUGGCCCGAAACGUCGACUGUACCUCUUCCUAGAGCUGCUGCCUGGCCUGCUGCGUUCUACAGUACUUUUUGUGUGUGUUGCUUGAAUUUCCAGCAUCUGCAGAUUUCCUAGUGUAGUUGCUAAUACUGUUAUUUACAACUGCCAAGUUCACAGGAUAAAACUUUCUCUAAUGUUUUGACCAAAGCACUGUAUGGUCUUGGCAGUGUUUAGUAAAUGUACCAACAACAUUGAGUAAAGAGGGCACAAUGUAAACUAACAUAGUUAAUAUUAUCUACUGAACGCAGAAAGGGAAUUCAGCUUCGCUAAUACUUGAGGUUUUUGAAUCACUUUAUGGAAGUUUAUAUCAGCAGGAUAUGGGUGUUGAAUUUAACUGUACAACUGCAAGUGGUUGCUAUGGUGGGGCCAGAUUACUUGAGCUUAAUGAGGCAACAGUGCAGAACCAGCAUAUUUUUGGAGUGCUUUUAUAAUGCUUUCUACAAACAGAAAAUGAAUUAUUUUUAAGGAUUUUGGAGAUCUAAUCUAGACUGGCCCUGCCAAGCCGAUUUCACUUAAUUUCCUCCUCUUCUGUCCUGUGACGGUAUUACAUGGCACUACUUUGAGCAAAGACUUCAGGUCAUGUUUGCCAAAGUUCCUGAUGGUCAGGAAACUGCAACUUGAGUUUGAAAGCCUAAAUUACAGGAGCUUUCAUUUUUCAGCUCCAAGUGCAAUUAGGGUUGCAAUGACUUUGCUGACUCAGAGUUAAGUCGCCAAUUUUAACAUCACAGCAAGGUGAUAAGUGGUGUAUAAAUAUGGCCAAAAAUAACCUCUACGUGGAUUGGAAAUUACCAAAGCAUUGUAGAAUUGGAUUAAACGUCAAGAGGCUGACUAAUGAGUUUAUAGUUAUUUUAGCACUCCAUUCCACUUUAAAACAACUGCUGCAAUAAAGGUGUUUAUAUUUGUGUGUAUAUACUGUACAGACAUUGGCGCUAGCACUGAGUAGAACAUCUCACUCUGCACUCAAAAAUAGGAACUAUUCUUCUAUUGUAUUUUAUUAAAGAUAUUGUUUGUUUUUUAAUAAAGAACAAUUUGACAUGACUUCUUUUUCUCCUGAUAAACCUGAGUAAUGUUUUAAGCCUAAUCAGGCAGUUGAGAAUUCAGUUUAAUGAUAGCUAAACGCAGGAUGUUGGAUCAGUAUUGUGUGCGAAAGCUUCAGAGCAACAUUAUCUCUUGUUUGCAUAUGGUGGCAGUCCCAUCCAAAGAUAAUUGUGGUUCCCAUUGUGUGGACUUCCCAAUCUGAUCACCUCUGAUCUUUUUAAUAAUUUGGGAGAAAAGACUGUUUGUUUUUUUAACUGUUGAAUUAUAAUGCUGCAUUUCUUAAUUUGUGGUAAAAACACUUUUUUAGCUAAGCAAGAAUUUUAGAGGUAUGGAUUUUGUUAAUAAAGGGCUAACUAAUUUAAUGAUGAUGUUUGAAACCAAAGGAUAACCUCUAUCUGGCUGUGAUUUUGUAACUCAAAAGAAAUCUGUUUAAGAUAAUUACUUGUUUUAUUUAUUUCUAAUCUUAAAAUGGCUUUCUAAAUAUUCUUUAACAAACCUUAUAAAUGAUAGCACAUUCUCCAUUGCGAAGACCUGGCCAAAACCAACUGGCAGUGAAAAUAUGUAAAUAACAGUGGAAGAUGUAUAUAAUUUUUUUAAGACGCUGCAAAGGUUAUACUUUAAACAACUGAGCAAAAGUGGCUGUAUUAUUUUACUUUGGCUCUACUGAGUUAUAUUGUAUUUCCUUUCAUUUGUAGUUGCAUAGUGCAUUUUACAAUCUGCAUUACAUAAAAUGAGAUUUGUUCUUUUGAGAGGGGCACAUGUUAAAAAAAAUCUGUAAUAAAUUGAUUUUAAAAAGACAGACAAUUCUCUUUUCUA
This is a messenger RNA of Mobula hypostoma (lesser devil ray), 4094 nucleotides long. It is a transcript of the gene klf5a, whose product is annotated as Kruppel like factor 5a. Gene Ontology annotation, biological process: regulation of transcription by RNA polymerase II. The transcript has 4 exons. Bases 193 to 1461 code for a protein of 422 amino acids. The record is from RefSeq and is a predicted model, not a curated record. NCBI's taxonomy places the organism in Eukaryota, Metazoa, Chordata, Chondrichthyes, Myliobatiformes, Myliobatidae. Gene Ontology annotation, molecular function: DNA-binding transcription factor activity, RNA polymerase II-specific; RNA polymerase II cis-regulatory region sequence-specific DNA binding.